AUGGCCCCAAAAUCCAAAAAACCACCCCCAAAACCGCAACCAAAGGCCACAACCACAACCCCAAACUGGCCUCCCCUCCGCCCCCUCCUCCCCGCCGCCGAUCUAACCCUGACCCCCCUCCUCACCGACCAAAUCUACCUAAUCCGCAACUUCCUCCCAAGCACCCUGUGCAAAACCUACACCUCAUUCCUCGCCUCGCUACCACUAACAACAACACCGGGAGCCCCAAAGAAAGAUGAAGCAUUACGCGUCAACGACCGAUUCCAAAUCGACGAUGCGCGGUUUGCGGAGAUGCUGUGGAACACGACUGCGCUGAAGGAGCUUAUCACGACGCGCUUUGAAGAAGACGAGCACGGGUACGAGCAGGACCACUCGUACGGGGAAGAUGGUACUAUCUCGCCCGCCCUUGCUGAACGCGCACGUCAACUCUGGGGCGGGGAUCCGUUGGGGUUAAAUCCUAAUAUCCGCAUUUAUCGAUAUUCUGCAGGACAGUUCUUUGGACAACAUUACGACGAUACCAACAACAUAACCCUCCCCCCCACCGAACUCACGCUCAAAAGCAACACCUGCACGCACAACCUGGACACUCCUUAUCUACCUGACGUCCUGCACAGGCGGCGAAACAGUCUUCUACCCUGA
Penicillium vulpinum is the source of this 639-nucleotide messenger RNA. RefSeq lists its product as uncharacterized. The transcript has 2 exons. The record is from RefSeq and is a predicted model, not a curated record. Lineage: Eukaryota; Fungi; Ascomycota; Eurotiomycetes; Eurotiales; Aspergillaceae. Bases 1 to 639 code for a protein of 212 amino acids.